Molecule: messenger RNA, 435 nt
Organism: Lichtheimia ornata
Lineage: Eukaryota; Fungi; Mucoromycota; Mucoromycetes; Mucorales; Lichtheimiaceae
Exons: 5
Coding region: 1-435 (144 amino acids)
Source: RefSeq, a predicted model, not a curated record
AUGUCGACUUUGUUAGGUGAAGAAAAUACAAAACUCGAUAAGCUGGGUAACACUGUAUCCACCGAAUCAUCUGAAGACGCAUCUCCCCCAACCAAGAAGGAACAACGAGCUGCUGAGCGAAAGGCUCAACUUGGAUUAGCGGCUUCCCCACCAGACCAGCGAAGAGGGCCUGACCGGGGUAUAUUUCGUGAUGUUUCUCGGGAACAGCAAGAGCAACAACAGGAGCGCCAAUACGACCAGCGUCUUGCAGAUGAGCGUGAGGAGCUCCGUGAUGAUCGUCAGCGUCGACAAUUCGAUCGACAUGGUGGAUAUGGUUUCAGCAACAAAGAUAAAAAGUCCAAGCAAGGAUGGGGUGAUCCUCUUGACGACUUGAAUGCUGACUACGAAAUGGAUCCAGCCGAUCCAGCUGCCGAUCCCGAUGAGCCAGCUCAAUGA